Passer domesticus (house sparrow) is the source of this 2658-nucleotide messenger RNA. RefSeq names its product bile acid receptor-like. Gene Ontology annotation, molecular function: nuclear receptor activity; RNA polymerase II cis-regulatory region sequence-specific DNA binding; zinc ion binding. Gene Ontology annotation, biological process: negative regulation of transcription by RNA polymerase II; negative regulation of inflammatory response; cell differentiation. The record is from RefSeq and is a predicted model, not a curated record. The coding region runs from base 1033 to 2643 and encodes 536 amino acids. The transcript is spliced from 10 exons. NCBI's taxonomy places the organism in Eukaryota, Metazoa, Chordata, Aves, Passeriformes, Passeridae.
UACAGCCCCUGCUCAGUGGGCAUGAGGCUCAGCAAAAAUUUAACCUGUGGCCACAUCCCCUCAUGCAGAGGGACAAGGAGGCAGGAAAAUAUUCCUACUUCCUCCUCUAAUGGCUGCUCUGUUAGCUCGCAAUUCCAAGCAACACCAGAGGUUUGCUGUAGGUGUGUAAAUCCAAACCCAGCUCGGGCCACUGUCCAUACAGACUUUUUUUUCCCCUAAAACUCUUUAAAGAGUUUUUAAAGCACACAUUUUCAGAACUUCUCUAAAUUUGAAUUUAUAAGUUAAAUUACUGAAGAAUGAGGUAAGUUUUGAACUCCAAGCACAGCAGCUCUUCUCACCAUGUCACUGUGAGCUCUCAGUGCACUUUAUUAGGAAUGUCAGUGAAUCCACCCAGGAGCCCAGGCUCCUUUAAUGACCAAGGGGCAGUGGAAAGCUCUUUAGAGGCAGCACAUCCUAUAGGAAAUCAAUAUUUUGGUCUUCACUGAAAACUUUACACUGUUAAAGGAACACAGGAAGUGUAAUUCUGGCAGUGCUUAAGCAAGGCAAAGUUGAGUUUACUGCAUAAAUGAGUACUUACAUGAUGAAGAACAGAUAUUCCAUGCUGGCCUUUCCAUGCUAUUUUCCUUGCUUCAACUCUGCAUAAAAAGUGAAUGAAAUAAUCUCAUUAAAAGCCCAUCUUUGUGCACAAACAGGACAGCCCCACAUACACACCAGAGCAAAUGCUCCAAUUCAUGCCCAAAGCAAGUUUAUUCUAUCUGUUAAGCUCCUUUUAACCUUCUCUGAAUUAGAGAAUUUACCAUCCAAUUCCCCCACAUGGUUUUGUAUAAAACUCGAGCAAAACAUUUCUAACUAUAACUUGGAAACUCAGGAAAGAAUUUUACCCUGAAUCUGUAAUAGCAGGACACUCAAACAUUUUGUAGUCUCGUUGAGGGUGUUAUGUGACUUCACACAGACAUCUGAUUUUCUUAUGGUCUGAAAACUCUGCCAUGUUCUGGAGUUUUCUGGCUCUGUGUCUAACCUACCCAGCAACUCAUGGGAUGCUUCCCUUCCUUUGCCCCUUCCCCAGGCUGCUGUUUAAAGGCUGGUCCCACAGCAGAGUGGAUGAAGCAGUGCAGCUGGGAGCAGAGCAUGGCCAACACGUUUGUCACCGUCCCUGACGGGUACGGCCUUCCCGAGCCCCUCCAGUACUACGAUGUUUUACCGGAGCACAUCAACUACCAGCUGCAGGACGCGGAUUUCCAGGCUGCCCCGUACUGCCAGUACUCAGCAGUGCCAGUGCCAGUGCCAGUGCCAGCCCUGCAGCCCCAGCCUGGCCCGGCCCCGUACGGCUCCUACAGCCUGGACGCCCCGUACGGCGACGGGCCCUGCGUGGGCAGCAGCUGCGAGCUCAGCAAGGGCCCCUUCCUGCCUGCCCCCGGGGAGGACGGCGGCUACCAGGGCCUCAGGAGGCCCCGGCUGAGCCACCCGGUGAGGCUGAAGGGGCAGGAGGAGCUGUGCGUGGUGUGUGGGGACAAGGCCUCGGGCUACCACUACAACGCGCUGACCUGCGAGGGCUGCAAAGGCUUCUUCCGGCGCAGCAUCACCAAGAACGCGGUGUACCGCUGCAAGAGCGGCGGGCACUGCGAGAUGGACAUGUACAUGAGGAGGAAGUGCCAGGAGUGCCGCCUCAAGAAGUGCAGGGCUGUGGGGAUGCUGGCAGAAUGUUUGCUGACUGAAGUCCAGUGCAAGUCAAAGCGACUCAGGAAGAAUUUCAAGCAGAAGAGCAGUUUCCUUUGCAACAUAAAGCUGGAAGAUGAGGGACUGAAUAGUAAGCAAGUAUCAUCUACAACAAGAUCUGGAAAACAGAUCCCAGAGAAGAUGGAACUCACUCCAGGAGAACAUCAGCUUCUUGACCACAUUGUAGCAGCACACCAGAAAUACACAAUUCCCCUUGAGGAAGCCAAGAAGUUUCUACAGGAAACUGCAAGUCCUGAGGAAAGUUUCCUCCACCUGUCUGAGACAGCUGUUGUCCAUGUCCAGGUGUUGGUGGAUUUCACAAAAAGACUCCCAGGGUUUGAGAGUUUAGCCAGUGAGGACCAGAUUGCUCUGCUGAAAGGGUCCACAGUGGAGGCAAUGUUCCUGAGAUCAGCCCAAAUUUACAACCAAAGAAUGAGCGAGUGCCAGCCAUCAACCAGUGAAAGUCAUGUAAGACUUUCUGAUCACGGGACAUGUUGUCAUGUUCAAAGCCUUGAUAAAAACAAUAUUUAUUCCAUGGAAAUGUGUCAUAAUAAAGAGAGGCCAACUUCUACUACUACCACAGGCAUAACUGAGGAGUUCAUCACCGCCCUGUUCUACUUCUACAGAACCAUGGGGGAACUCAAAGUGACCGAGACCGAAUACGCUCUGCUCGUAGCAACAACAGUGUUCUUUUCAGACCGCCCGCUGCUGAGGGACAAGCGCCACGUGGAGGAGCUGCAGGAGCCGCUGCUGGGGAUCCUGUACAAGCACUCGAAGCUGCAGCACCCGCGGGACCCGCAGCGCUUCGCGCGGCUGCUGGGGCGCCUCACGGAGCUGCGCUCGCUGCGCCACGCCCACGCGGGGGCGCUGCGCGCGCGGGACCCGCGCCUGGCCGCGCCGCUGCGCGACCUCUGGGACCUCCACUAGGCGGCGCCAACGCCG